GUUGUGGGGAGACUAGAAGAUUGAAUAAGGUGAAGACUACGGGAAAGGAAACAAGGCUGAAAGUGCGUGGCAUUGGAAGUUACAAAGGACGGAAAAAUACAAGCUAAUGUACAUUGACGGAAAGGUUGAAGGCAAACAUGUAAAUCUUACAGAAUAAUUGGAGUGCGUGUGAAAGAGAAUAAAGGAGAAAACUGAAACCGAACAAAGAGCAGGUUCCUGAGGAAAGAAUGAUAGGCAAGAAAUAAAAGAACAACUACUGUGAAAAGUGUUUCCCCAAGAUGUCAGAAGAUCUCAAGAAGAGAUUAGAAUUUCCAAACUCAUUAAUUCAGACACAGGCGGUGACUCAGCUCAUUGCAUCUGUGUUAAAAGAAAAUGUCUCAUUGGGGAAGAUAAAACAGUCUUCAAAUCAGACCCCAGCUCUGAAUAUUCUUUGGGAGAAGUGCUGCAGUAAUAAUGUGGUUGUAAGGACAGCAUGUUGUGAAGCAUUGGUGCUACUGGUUGAACAGGAUCAUGCUGAUUUCGAUUAUGUUCUUAAUGGAAUUUUGAACCUUAUACCUUCUGCUGGGACUGUACAAGGACUGCUGAAAUGUGUAUGGCGCCUCCUAUAUACUCAAGCAAGGAAUGCAGAAAAGGAUGGGGAACACAAAGAUUUGGGCAUUUAUAAAAUUUGGAACCCCCCUCAUCCAUUCAUCAGCAUACUGGAAAACAGACCAGACUGUUGGCCUGCACUUCUGCAGCAGAUUUCUACUUUGCCUCAGCUGUGUCAUGAAAGCUGUCCUUCAAGCAAUGUUUAUUUUAUGGCGUCGUUUUUGAGGUACUUGUAUUGUGAACCCUCCCAGCUACAAGAGUACUCUGCCCUUCGAAUAGGUCUCAGAAAAGCUUUAGUUAUGGUAUCGGGGAAGAGUGGGUCCAACAAUCCGUCAAAACCAGAAGAGCACAUUCUUCGGAUUUUCAUUGACAUGAUGGGCUACAUUCAGUUUUUGGAUUCAACUCAAGUUACUGAAGCAACUUUGUACAUAAAAGAUUUAUGCAGAAGCCUCCACCUGCAUCCAGAUUUCUGGAGAAAUGAGCUCUCUGCAGUUUGCUUGCAGGCCUUAUGUGCAUGUGAGGCAAGCUUAAAAAUUGCAGGAGACUGCUCUACACUAAUAGAAAUAUUGGAACAAAAUUCAGAUCUGCUUGGUGAGAGCUUUCCCACAGAACAGGUAUUAAUUGGACUCAGUUUACUAUUGCUACAAUCACCAGCUAGCCAGCAAAAACUAAUCUUAAAGUUGGUAAUGAAGAUUCUGUCAUUCAGAGGGGAAAACAAUUUUCCAUCAAUCGUCCAAGUGUUAAUUAUGCCACUCCUCCAAAUUUUAUCUACCUCAGCGCUGGGAUAUUGUUUCUCUGAUGAUGGUGGAAGCUCGAGAGAGCAGCUGGCUACUAGUCUUCUGGAAAUGGUUCAGAAUGCUGACUGUAGUGGGGAAAGGAGACUGAAUGAUGUAUCACUUCCUCUUCCUGUAACAACAUGGCAUUGUUCAAUGGCUGCUACAUUGAACAUACUUAACAAGUUUCAAGAUGACCAUUCUGCAGCACGUGACUGGCUGUCUUCCAUAUCUUCGAUGCUGGCCCCCAAUACUCAAGUUCCUGUCAAUGUUUCACUUUUGCUAAGUUUCCUUCUGAUUAGAGAAUCUGAUUAUGGCUUGCGUAAUGUUUUGAAAGUCAUCACUGAUGUCUCCAAAGCUGAUUCAUCUCAGGUUCCAUAUUUAGUUCCAGUUCUAAUGUUGAGACUUGGACAUUCCUUGGCACCAGAAUCCUCCAGAGACAUUCUGUACACUUUGCCUACCCUGGGCACCCACAAGGUAUGUGUGGCUCAGAUCUUGCGAGUCUUCCAAAUGUUAGGAAGUACUUCAAAGCUUCAACCCAUUGCGCUUCGUCUUAUGACAUCUUUGUGGGAGAAACAGGACCGAAUCUAUCCAGAAUUACAGAAGAUGAUGGCCUUAUGUGACACUCAGUCAUUAGCCACUGGGAAAGACACAUUGUGGGAAAAGAUGUUGGCAAAAGCAGCAACUGUCAGAGAUAUCUGCAGACAGAGGCCAUAUCAGCAUGGGGCAGAUAUGCUGGCUGCUAUAACGCAAGUUUUACAUGAAUGCACAAAAGCCGACCAAGCUACUCCGGCUGCUUUAGCAUUGCAGGGUCUUCAUGCUCUCUGUCAAGCAGAGGUUGUAGACAUUCGCUCUGCCUGGAAUGCUCUUUCCUCCAAACUUAGUUGUGAAACACGUCCCCUUGUCCUCAAAGUGUUACAUGAACUUUUUGCAUUGGUCCCUUCUUUGACUGUUGAUACAGAAGAAUAUCAGAAAUUUAAAACUGAGAUUAUCGGUAUCCUUUGGAGGCACACUCAAAGUAAGGAUCUCAAUGUGAUGGUUUCUGCAUACAAAUCUUUAUGUGAGUUUGAGGCUGAUGAGCACUCCAUUCUUCAUAUUCCUGAGCAGGCAAGGCCUGAGGUGGCACCUAAAGAUGAAUCUGACCUGGCUAGUGAAGAAGAGGAGAAAGAAACUGACAUUUCUAUCCCUGGCUCAUCAUAUAUAAAAUUAAUGGCUUUGACACCGGUAUCUGUUUUACCAGCUCUUGAAGCUUUCCUUUCAUCUCUUGUAAAGCAAGAAAUGAGCCGCAUGCCACGUGGUAUUUAUCAUACAGCUCUGCGUGGUGGUAAUAUUAGAUCUGACCAAGGCAAAACUAUUGCAGGAGUCCCAAACUUCAUGCUAAAAAUGUACGAGAAGAAUAAACAGCCUGGCCUGAAACCUGGCCUUGCAGCUGGCAUGCUGCUGUGUUACGAUCUCCCAAUCCAGACAGACAAGGAUGGCAGGCCCAUUAAUCGUUUCCUUGCCAGUAGAGGGCGCAGCUACCAGCAGAUGUUAACCGCACUUAUCAAUGAGGUGAAUAUUCAGUCUUCAGAAUGGCAUCGCUCUAUAUUGCUGCCCCAGUCAUGGCUUGGCUUCAUGACAAGGACAUACCAUGCUGUUCUGCAAGGAAGGCAAGCUGAACUGGAAAUGCAGCUGAAACAUGGAAAGGAUGACCCACAAGAGCUUCAGUACAAAACAUUUACAGCUUGGUUGUGGGUAAGGGAUGCAUUGACCGAUGUCAUUAGGUGUGCUGUGAAAGACAGUCCUGUGGUGAAGGGAAAUUCUCUGUUGGCAUUGACUGGACUUGCUGUGGCUGUAUCAAAAUAUGAAAGCAGUCUUCCAUCAGAAACAGAGGGAGCCCCAGAGAUUGAGCCUGAUAUUCUUCCCACAAGUGCUUGGAUCACCAUGGUUCUUGACACCCUUUUGAGUACUGUGGACAAUCAUUAUCAACCGAAAGGAAGAAUCUUCCCUUGGUUCCAACAUAAAUCUUACUCUGGAGAAAACACAGCGAGUGUUAUUGCUAGGUCCUGUGCUGCCACAGCUCUUUCCCUGCUUGUACCCGUACUUGUUGUUUCUAAUAAAGAGAAGGUGGAAGAUAUUCUUAACAUCUUGACAGCCAGGCUACCUGGAAAGCCAUUAGCAGAUGACUCUCAGUCGCUUCAGAUACACAUGGGACUUGCGGUUGGCAUGUUCAUUUCCAGAUUGUUCGAGGAGAAAGUCAGUGAUGUAUCUGGUCGGCAAAUGAAUCUACUAAUGAUGAGGUCUCUGGAUGCACUGGAAAGUUGCUGCUUUGACCAAAGCCUGGAAUACAACAUGGGCUGCAUUCUGGGAGUGGGCCUUGUUUUGUCUUUUAUGUGUCAGAGCAGCCAAACUGAUAGCCAGGUUCAUGUUUCUACUACUCUGCGCAAAUUUUAUAUGGCCUUGAGUGAAGACAAGAGCAGAACAGAGCAAGAAGGUUUGUCGUACUCUUUGGCCUGUGGGACAGUGUCGGCGUUCAGUGCUGGAAUCCUUAGUGCUGAAGAAGCUGAAGAGCAUAUGAACAAGCUGCGUUUGAUGACAGAGCAAAAUCAACAGACUCCUGGCUUAGCUCUGGCACUUGGAAGUAUUGUCCAUGGUUUGUCCAUUUGUGGACAUGGGAAGGCAGAAGAUCUAAAUAACAGAUUGCUGCCUGCCUGGAUGAAGAUUCUUCUUGCAGAGGGUUGCCCCACAAUGCAACGGCUGGCGGCUAUUAAUGGCCUUGUGGCACUGGUAGGAUCAGAAUCUGCAUUGAUACAACUUAAAUCUGAAGUAAUCCAUUCCUCACAGUUUCAAAGCAAGCUUAACGAAGUAAUUAGAGCCAUAACUCAGAUUGUUAGUUUUUCUGGAGCAAUCGGACUGCAGACAAAUGCCGCAUGGAUUCUUGGUCAUCUACACUUAUCCAGCAUUUCAUCUUCUCAAAGCAGAACGUCUAUUCCUCCAGAUUUCAGCUAUCUCCCUGAAAGAAGUCUAAUUCGGGCUGUAGUGGACUUUCUUAUUUCCGCUGGCAAGAAAGGCCCUGAAUCUCUUCCACCUUGCUUAGUGAAGGUCUGUAUAUCUUCCAUUGCUGCUGCUGCAGAGGGACAUCAAUAUCCACCCGUUAACUGGGCAUCCAUUCUCGCCCCUCUAAUGAGACUCAACUUUGGGGAAGAUACCCAGCAACUUUGUAUUCAAAUAGCGGUGACACAGGCCCAAAGCUCACAGAAUGCUGCACUGCUUCUUGGGAUGUGGCUGGUGCCCCCACUGGUUUAUAGUCUAACAGUACAGUGUCGUUCCUAUCUUUUAAACUCCCUAUCUCUGUGGAUGAAGCAUGUAUCUGAAGAUAAGCUACAGACCUUCUCUGACUUAUUUAUAGUGACUCAGUUUGAGACCCAAAGCAAGAUGGUGGAUUUGUGUUGGAGCAUUCUACAGGGACUUAAGCAAGCUAUGAAACUUCCAAACCCCCCGCAGCAUUGCUGGAGCUUUCUGUGCAAAACCACAGAGAAAAUUGUUCACCUUUUACCAAGCAAGAUUCAGAAGACAGAUGUUGGACUGUAUGUUGAAGUUGCACAGUGUGUGUCAGAGAUGGCAGAUAGUGAGGUUGAGCGGAUAUCUCGCAUUUCAAAGGACAACAUAGAGAAAGCUACCUUUUUGCGAGCAUAUCUGGUCUCACAGGGGCGCUUACCAUUGUCAUGCUUGAAUGAUGUUAUUGAAGUGGCAACCAAGUGCAGGGAGAAACAAACCAUCGUAUGGAUGCUGCUGCAGGUGUUCUACCAAGCCCGUCUCACAAGUCACCCAAACACAGGAGUUCUGAAAAGGAUGGAAUGGCUGCUUGACCUAACUGUUCAUAUUAGAAAUGCAGUCAAUCAGAACAUUUCCGUGAGCAGUGUGGAUCACUCAGAGGAAGUAGAGUUCCUGCUGCAGGUAUUUGCAGCCUCAGUGGUGUCAUGGGCUGAUCAUGCAUCUCCCCUGCUUAUAGGAGUCAGUGCCAACUGGAUGGCAUGGAAGGAGGAAGAACCAUGUAGUACAUAUUUGGGCACGGGUUCAGUGGAUGUGGUAACUGUACAGCAGUGUUUAACCAUCCUUCCCCACAGUAUGCAACUCUUGGUGGCCAAAGAGCCUUGGAAAGAACAUGCCCAAAAGAUCAUCGAUUGGCUAACAAACCUUCUUGAGUGUCCCAAGGAAGCCAUAUUGGAAACAUCAAGAUCCAUCUUAAAAGCCACGCUGCUAAGCCUAAGGGGCCUUCCAGAGUUUAAGAGGAAAGUUGUGUGGACAAGGGCCUACGGCUGGUAGGUUCCUUUUUGAAGAGUCAAAGCCCAGAAGACUUGCUCUAAAAAUAGGAGCUGCAAGGAAGAAUUAGACAUUUCCUUUAUUAAUAAAAUCUUAAAACAAAGAAUUUGUUUCUUCACCAACAAAUUUGUUUAAAUGUGCCUUCCCCAAAACUGGUCAUCUGAAAAUAAACAUUGUUUUUAAAAUG
Molecule: messenger RNA, 5850 nt
Organism: Xenopus tropicalis (tropical clawed frog)
Lineage: Eukaryota; Metazoa; Chordata; Amphibia; Anura; Pipidae
Gene: focad
Product: focadhesin
Exons: 44
Coding region: 279-5666 (1795 amino acids)
Biological process (GO): regulation of post-transcriptional gene silencing
Source: RefSeq, a predicted model, not a curated record